AUGGUUGUCGAAGAACGAAAGAAACGAAAGGUUGAUACCGUCAGCAGCUGUACCUCUUCCAUUGAUCCGUCUGUAGAGUUGCGCGUUAAACGUCUUAGCGAUAGAGCGAGGAUACCGGUUCGUGGUUCUAAACUUGCUGCUGGCUAUGAUUUUGCCGCAAAUAUGAUUGUCCCGGCUAGGGGGAAGGUUGUAGUUCCCACAGAUCUUUCCAUUGCAGUUCCAUUAGGAACUUAUGGGCGUGUCGCUCCAAGGAGUGGACUUGCACUAAAACAUUUCAUUGACUGCGGUGCCGGAGUUGUUGACGCUGACUAUCGUGGACCGCUCGGUGUACUUUUAUUUAACUUUAGUGAUGUCGAUUAUCAAGUUAACGAAGGGGACCGUAUCGCCCAACUAGUUCUUGAACGAAUAUAUACUCCGCAUGUUAUUGAAGUCGAGAGUUUAGACGAAACGGAUCGUGGGAAUGGCGGCUUUGGGUCCACCGGGAAAUAA
Molecule: messenger RNA, 489 nt
Organism: Acaulospora colombiana
Lineage: Eukaryota; Fungi; Glomeromycota; Glomeromycetes; Diversisporales; Acaulosporaceae
Source: the annotation of a GenBank genome assembly